Necator americanus (New World hookworm) is the source of this 543-nucleotide messenger RNA. RefSeq lists its product as uncharacterized. Gene Ontology annotation, biological process: chromatin remodeling. The record is from RefSeq and is a predicted model, not a curated record. The transcript has a single exon. Gene Ontology annotation, cellular component: nucleus. The coding region runs from base 1 to 543 and encodes 180 amino acids. NCBI's taxonomy places the organism in Eukaryota, Metazoa, Nematoda, Chromadorea, Rhabditida, Ancylostomatidae.
AUGAAUGACGGUACACUCGUCAUUCGUGAAGAGAAGAUUCCGUCGCAAAAUAUAGGCGGUGUUGGUUUUGUUGUGCACCCAUCUGUCGUCCAUCUUGUCAAUUCUCACGAGAUCCUUUCACCUCGUCUGGCCAUUCUUCGCCUCUGCCAUCUGCGCCAAAAACCCAUCGGUAUCAUCAACUGCUACUCACCAACAUCAGCAGCUGAUGAAUCCGAAUUGGACGCGUUUUACGAGGAGCUGGAAGAAGUAAUCCGCAACGAGAAGUCCUUCUACAAAUUCGUUGUCGGAGACUUCAACGCAAAACUAGGAAAGGCCACAGAAGAGGAAUACAGGAUUGGAAGAUUUGGACUAGGGGACCGGAAUGAAAAUGGCAAUCGUCUCGCCGGGCUGUUGUCCGCCGCUCGCCUCUUCCAUGGGAACUCUCUUUUCAUGGAAAAAGAUCAUCGUCGGUGGACAUGGGAAUCGCCCAAUGGCGCGACUCGUGCGGAGAUCGAGAUCACAUACUCGCCAACCGGAGGUGGUGUCUACUUGACGUCUCAGUAG